AUGGUGCUACCUCAGAUGGCCACUUGGAGCAUAUGGGAAGUCAGGCCAGCUCUGGCAAGAUGUUAGACAUAUGAAUGUAUUCCUUCUGAUAGUGCCAUCUCUCUCUACCCUAGGAAGAAACUCCUCUUACAGAGAGAGACUCAUCUGCAGGUGAUUCUCCAAGGACAUGGGAAGAUAGGUAUAAGCCCUGGAACCCAAAUCCUUAAGUGGAGGGAAUCUGCUUCCUGCUGUGAAUGAUGGCCAAACCCACUCUGAGAGGGAAUGGCACUAACUCUGAGGCUUUCCGACAGCGUUUCAGAAGAUUCCAUUACCAGGAGGUGGCUGGGCCACGGGAAGCUUUCAGCCAACUCUGGGAACUUUGCUGUCGGUGGCUAAGGCCGGAGGUGCGCACCAAGGAACAGAUUGUAGAAUUGUUGGUGCUAGAGCAGUUCCUGACCGUCUUACCUGGGGAGAUCCAGAAUUGGGUACAGGAGCAAUGUCCAGAAAGUGGAGAGGAGGCAGUGACUAUGGUGGAAGAUUUAGAAAGAGAGCCUGGAAGACCUGGAUAUUCGGUCACAGUCUCUGUGAAGGGGCAGGAAGUACGCUCGGAGAAGAUGACACCCCUGAAAUCAUCACGAGAGUUAUUAAGUGUUCGGCAGGAGUCAGUGGAACCCCAGCCCAGGGGUGUAUCCAAGAAAGAGAGGGCAAGAAGCCCAGACCUGGGACCACAGGAGCAGAUGAACCCAAAGGAGAAGCUCAGACCUUUUCAAAGGAGCGGAUUUCCAUUUCCUAAAUCCGGUAUGGUCUCCAGGUUGGAGCAAGGAGAACCAUGGAUCCCAGAUCUGUUGGGCUCCAAGGAGAAAGAACUCCCAAGUGGCAGCUACAUAGGAGACAGACGGAUACAUGCUGAUAUGUUACCAUCCAAAAGAGAGAGAAGCUGGGUAGAACAGGAUCACUGGGGCUUUGAGGAUGAGAAGGUGGCAGGUGUACACUGGGGCUAUGAAGAGACCAGAACUCUCCUUGCAAUUCUCAGCCAGACUGAGUUUUAUGAGGCUCUCCGAAACUGUCAUCGAAACAGCCAAGUAUAUGGGGCUGUGGCUGAGCGGCUCCGGGAGUAUGGCUUCCUUCGGACCCUGGAACAGUGUCGGACCAAGUUCAAAGGUCUCCAGAAGAGCUAUAGGAAAGUCAAGAGUGGCCACCCACCUGAGUCCUGCCCCUUCUUUGAAGAAAUGGAAACCCUAAUGAGUGCCCAGGUCAUUGCCCUGCCCAGUAAUAGCCUGGGAGAAACAUCCUCUCACUCUGGCCUGAUGGGCAGCGAUGCUGAGACUGAAGAGCCAGGGCAGGGGGGCUGGCAGCAUGAGGAGGAAGCAGAAGAGGCGGUGGUUGAGGAGUCUGACAGUGAUGAAGUGGAUCCAGAGGCUACCCCCCAGGACCCGGACAACUUGACUGCACCUGUCCUGUUCAGAAGCCCAAGUGGUGUACACUGGGGCUAUGAAGAGACCAAGACUUACCUUGCAAUUCUUAGUGAGACUCAGUUUUACGAAGCCCUCCGGAACUGUCACCGCAACAGCCAGCUGUAUGGAGCAGUGGCUGAGAGGUUAUGGGAAUAUGGCUUCCUUAGGACCCCAGAGCAGUGUCGGACCAAGUUUAAAAGCUUACAAACCAGCUAUCGGAAAGUCAAGAAUGGCCAAGCACCAGAGACCUGUCCCUUCUUUGAAGAGAUGGAUGCUUUGGUGAGUACGCGGGUUGCUGCCCUACCCAGUGAUGGUCAGGAAGAGACAGCUUCUUCCCCCAUCCAGGAGACCCAUGAGGCCAAAGCUGAGAAGCAAGCUGAGGAGCCAGAAGAGCCCUUAGAGGAAGAUUCUGAUGAUGAUGAUGAAGAGGAUACUGAGAUACCCCCAGGGGCUGUCAUAACCCGUGCUCCAGUCUUAUUCCACAGUCCAAGUGGUUUUGAGGCUGGACUUGAAAAUGAAGAGAAUUCAAAGCGAGAUAUUUCAGAGGAAGUACAACUGCAUAGGACAUUACUUGCAAGAUCUGAAAGGAAAGUUUCUCGCCGUCUUAAUCAAGAUAAAGGCAAUGAGAGUGAAUGUAGAUCAGGAAGACAGUGGGGUAAAAACCCAGAGGAAAAAAGAGGAAAACUGACACUUCCAGAGAAGAGUUUAAGUAAAGUCCUAAGUCAUCAGAGACCUUGCUUAGCAGAGAGACCCUAUAAAUAUGACAGAUAUGGCAAAAGCUUUGGUCAAAACUCCCUUCUCAUGCAUCAGAUAUCCCACCAGGUGGAAAAUCCAUAUAAAUGCGCAGAUUGUGGGAAAAGCUUCAGUCGGAGUGCACGCCUCAUUAGACACCGGAGGAUCCACACUGGAGAAAAACCUUAUAAGUGUCUUGACUGUGGAAAAAGUUUCCGUGACAGUUCAAAUUUUAUCACUCAUAGGAGAAUCCACACAGGAGAGAAACCUUAUCAAUGUGGUGAGUGUGGGAAACGCUUCAAUCAGAGCUCAAGCCUUAUAAUUCACCAGAGGACCCACACAGGAGAAAAGCCCUAUCAGUGUGAAGAGUGUGGAAAAAGCUUCAAUAAUAGUUCCCAUUUUAGUGCACAUCGGAGAAUACACACAGGAGAGAGACCCCAUGUGUGUCCUGACUGUGGAAAGAGUUUCAGUAAGAGUUCUGACUUACGUGCACAUCAUAGAACCCACACAGGAGAAAAACCAUAUGGGUGUCAUGAUUGUGGCAAAUGCUUCAGUAAAAGCUCUGCCCUUAAUAAGCACCGAGAAAUCCAUGCACGAGAAAAGCUUCUGUCACAUUCAGCAGCUAAGUUAAACCCCUGAGAAUAUAUACAAGAGCCUCAACAAAUAAUGUGUAUUGUUUGAAAGUCUCCCA
This is a messenger RNA of Carlito syrichta (Philippine tarsier), 2856 nucleotides long. It is a transcript of the gene ZSCAN29, whose product is annotated as zinc finger and SCAN domain containing 29. The record is from RefSeq and is a predicted model, not a curated record. Gene Ontology annotation, biological process: regulation of transcription by RNA polymerase II. The coding region runs from base 234 to 2804 and encodes 856 amino acids. Gene Ontology annotation, molecular function: DNA-binding transcription factor activity, RNA polymerase II-specific; RNA polymerase II cis-regulatory region sequence-specific DNA binding. The transcript is spliced from 5 exons. Lineage: Eukaryota; Metazoa; Chordata; Mammalia; Primates; Tarsiidae.